Amoebophrya sp. A120 is the source of this 484-nucleotide messenger RNA. The record is from the annotation of a GenBank genome assembly. Lineage: Eukaryota; Dinophyceae; Syndiniales; Amoebophryaceae.
AGCAGCCCCAGAGAGGAGAGAGACCACCCCACCUGUUCUUGUGUCUGAAGGGACCGCCUACUCACCACAACUCGCAGAAAGUAUAACCAAGGUUGGUCUUUAGAGAGAGUAUCCAGUCCAACAAAAUUAUGAACAGCGGAGCAGGUCCAUCUCCCUACGCUGCCUUCAGCGCUCCCCGCUCCCGGAUGCUGAUUGGCGGAGCGACAACUCCGGAAAUAGCCGCCAAGGCAGUGGCGAAGAAUGAGGCGCAGAAGAAGCACUUCAAGAACAAGCUCGGGCUUUUCGCCCAGGAGAACCCUUCCAGGCCGCUCAGUAUUCCGGAGCUGAAGCGUCCACGCAAGGCGUUGAUCGUUCCGGAUGUGAAAGUAGGACUCGCGCCCAGCGUGAAGUCACCGGCUAAGGGGGGGCAGAAUAAAGUGCGCGGCUUUGGGCCCAAAGACUUCCGCCCGGCGCUCAUGCGGUAAGUGUUGCCAUUUGAGAAGGC